Molecule: messenger RNA, 2111 nt
Organism: Erythranthe guttata (spotted monkey flower)
Lineage: Eukaryota; Viridiplantae; Streptophyta; Magnoliopsida; Lamiales; Phrymaceae
Product: high affinity nitrate transporter 2.4
Biological process (GO): transmembrane transport
Molecular function (GO): nitrate transmembrane transporter activity
Source: RefSeq, a predicted model, not a curated record
AAUUAAUUAAGGGGCCCACUGAAGUUUGAAUGGUAUAUGCUCCUUUGGGAUAUACGAUAAGGCUAAACACUGUUCAUUGCCAGAUGUGGCGGAUUGGAUUCUUCUCUGCUUUAAUUAAUUAAUUAAUCUUUGAUUAAUUAUUUAAUGCAUAUUAAUUAAUUAAUGUUACCAUUAAAUACAUCUAUAAUUGUCAACGCAUUUACACUAUAUAUAACUUCUCCGAUAAUAUACUUCUUCACCACCAUCUCAAACAUUUUCUUUUCAAAAUAGUAUUAAAUAAUUAAUUAUAUAUAUUACACGUACGUAAUGGCUGAAAGUACUGAAGGAUCUCCGGGCACUUCCAUGCACGGAGUGACCGGCAGGGAGCCGGUGCUGGCGUUCUCCGUCGCAUCUCCGAUGGUGGCCACCGACACGACGGCGAAGUUCGACCUGCCGGUGGACUCGGAGCACAAGGCGAAGAAGUUCAAGCUCUUCUCCUUCGGGAAGCCCCACAUGCGUACUUUCCAUCUCUCAUGGAUCUCCUUCUUCACCUGCUUCGUCUCCACCUUCGCCGCCGCCCCGCUCGUUCCGAUUAUCCGGGACAACCUCAACCUGACAAAGAGCGACAUCGGCAACGCCGGGGUGGCCUCCGUCUCCGGCAGCAUCUUCUCCAGGCUGGUGAUGGGCGCCGUCUGCGACCUCCUCGGCCCCCGGUACGGCUGCGCCUUCCUCAUCAUGCUCACGGCGCCGACGGUGUUCUGCAUGUCGUUCGUCUCCUCCGCCGGCGGCUACGUGGCGGUGCGGUUCAUGAUCGGGUUUUCGCUGGCGACUUUCGUUUCUUGCCAGUACUGGAUGAGCACCAUGUUCAACGGCAAGAUCAUCGGGCUGGUGAACGGGACGGCGGCGGGGUGGGGGAACAUGGGCGGCGGCGCCACCCAGCUGAUAAUGCCGGUGCUGUACGAGAUAAUUAAGAAGGCCGGGUCAACUCCGUUCACCGCCUGGAGAAUCGCGUUCUUCAUUCCAGGGUGGCUGCAUGUGAUUAUGGUGAUCCUGGUUAUGACACUUGGCCAGGAUUUGCCUGAUGGAAAUCUCGGUGCCCUACAGAAGAAGGGCACUGUUGCUAAAGACAAAUUUGGCAAGGUGUUGUGGUAUGCCGUGACGAAUUACAGAACCUAUAUAUUUGUCCUCCUCUACGGUUACUCCAUGGGAGUUGAAUUAUCUACCGAUAAUGUCAUUGCCGAAUACUUUUACGACAGAUUUGACCUAAAACUUCACACCGCCGGAACUAUAGCAGCCACCUUCGGCAUGGCAAACCUAGUGGCACGCCCAUUCGGCGGCUUCGCAUCCGAUUACGCCGCCAGAAAAUUCGGAAUGAGGGGAAGGCUAUGGACGCUAUGGAUCCUGCAAACCCUCGGCGGAGCAUUCUGCCUUCUUCUCGGAAAAGCCGAUACCCUCCCCCUGGCCGUCACCUUCAUGAUUAUCUUCUCCGUCGGAGCUCAGGCCGCCUGUGGGGCCACCUUCGGAAUCAUCCCUUUCAUUUCCCGGAGAUCGCUUGGAGUGAUAUCGGGUAUGACCGGCGCCGGCGGGAAUUUCGGGUCCGGGUUGACUCAGCUGCUGUUUUUCACCAGCUCGAGGUACUCGACGGCGACUGGGCUAACGUAUAUGGGGAUUAUGAUUAUGUGCUGUACUUUGCCGGUGACGGUUGUUCACUUCCCGCAGUGGGGGAGUAUGUUCCUGCCGCCGUCGAAGCACGCGGAGGAGGAGCACUACUACUCCGCCGAGUACGAUGAGGACGAGAGGAAGAAGGGGAUGCACCAGAACAGCCUUAAGUUCGCUGAGAACAGCCGCUCUGAGCGCGGCAACCGCAUCGGCUCCGCGCCGACUCCCCCGAAUUCGACGCCGAGCCAUUUUUAAGCUGGCCGGAUAAAUAAAUAUAAUAAUAUAUUAAUGAAUGUUUUAAUUUACUUAUUGUCAUAAAAAUGGUGUGGGACGAUGACGAUAUGAUGAUGUGGGAAUCUAUUAAUUUGUCGUUGAAUGUUUUAGUAUAUAUUACAAAAGAUUUGUCUUAAAUAUUGGAAUCUAGCUGCAAAUUGAUUGAAAUUGAAUCGUAGUUGGUUGUGUGUUUGAAUUAA